Silurus meridionalis is the source of this 1481-nucleotide messenger RNA. RefSeq names its product E3 ubiquitin-protein ligase TRIM21-like. Gene Ontology annotation, molecular function: protein binding. The transcript is spliced from 10 exons. The coding region runs from base 95 to 1336 and encodes 413 amino acids. Lineage: Eukaryota; Metazoa; Chordata; Actinopteri; Siluriformes; Siluridae. The record is from RefSeq and is a predicted model, not a curated record.
AUGUGGCAUAAAAAAUUAUUACCCCUUUACUGGCACACACCUUUAGUUCACUGCUUCAGGGAACACUUUAUUUCCGUCGUCAACAGAGGAAACAAUGAGAAAAAGAGGAACAUACUCUACGGCAGAGAAGUCAUCACCCGUCUCUGCGACAAUGUUUCCCAUCAAUUGGCAAAGCCUGCCACCAGAAACUUCACGGGAAUUUAAAGAAAAUGCAACAGCAGCACAAUCUGCACCCUGGAAUAAACCUACUCUCAGUAAUAAGCCUGACCUGGUACAAAUUCGAAGCCGGAAUGAAUGUUUUCAGUUGCUCAAAGACAUGGCCAAGGAGCUUGAGGAUAUCAACAAGGGCAGAAAUAAAAACUCACUGGAAAGGCACAAAAAAGUUUCAGGAGAAGAUUCUGUGGUGGUUGAUGUAGAGAGCAGCAAGAGUCUUAUUCUGUCAUGGGCUAAAGAAUUGGACAGGAUUAGUAUGUCAAGAGGAGUGACAAAGAAAGCAUCAAUCGAAGCAGAUGUUACACAAAUGAAGAAUAACAAUGUGUGCGAUAUUCAAGACAGUGAGAGGCUCAUGAAGUGGGCACAAGAGUUGCAGAAUGUCACAGAGAACUUGAAACUUAAAGAUGAAGACUUAAAGCAGAUUUUUACACAUCAAAAAAGGCUUGUACAACUAGCUGAAGUUGUUCCCUUUCUGGAGUUUGUGGUGUGGUCAAUUCUCUCAUGUGACUCUGAGGAGGAUGUUUCAAAAAUAUGGUUGCCUGCUAAGCAGAAAACAUGGAAGACAAGCAGCCAGAAAUAUAUUCCUACUUCAGUUUGGCAGUGGAUUCAGAGUGCCUCAGUUGAUGUGCAUCUAGAUUCCAGUUCAUGCCACCCCUGGCUCUGCGUGUCCAAGGACAAAUUGAAAGUGUAUGAACUGCAUGAGGCGCCUCGAGAGCAGCAGUUGGAUAAUCCUGAACAGUUUGACAAACAACCGUUUGUCCUAGGACUCAACAGAUUCUCCAGUGGGAGACACUACUGGGAGGUGAAUGUACCAGCAAAAGGAUCAUGGAGGUUAGGGGUAGCGGCUGCAUCUGCUCAAAGAAAAGGCCGCUUUAACGUUGCUCCAGGAUCAGGGUACUGGACUAUUUGCAGCAGAUCUGAGACUCUCCAAGCAUGCACUGAUCCCCCUACCAAGCUGCCGAAUUCUGUACCACUUCAGGUGGUUGGGGUUUAUGUGGACUAUGAGGAAGGACAAGUGUCCUUUUAUAAUGCUAAAAGCAGGUUCCAUAUGUAUACUUUCACCCAGACUUUUAGAGAUGUGCUUUUCCUGUUUUUGCUUGUUUGGAUGGGAAUACUGUACUAAAAAUCUCUACAUUAUAAUAUACAGAUGUAUUUGAUCUGUAUUGAAAAGUAAGAGCUCCUGCAAGUUCAGUAGAACUUCCACUGCAUAUAUGACUGUUUCUCUGCUCCCAAAUCACAUGAUGAUUAAAGGUCUAUAGGUAAAUUGA